Molecule: messenger RNA, 4655 nt
Organism: Callorhinchus milii (elephant shark)
Lineage: Eukaryota; Metazoa; Chordata; Chondrichthyes; Chimaeriformes; Callorhinchidae
Gene: megf11
Product: multiple EGF-like-domains 11
Exons: 23
Coding region: 244-3339 (1031 amino acids)
Molecular function (GO): scavenger receptor activity; protein binding
Source: RefSeq, a predicted model, not a curated record
GUGUUCAAGUGGUGCCAAUGUGUAGUUGCCAUCUGCUACCUCGCGAAAGUGGUACAUUGUUUGAAUCCCGAUGAUCCGAAUGUGUGCAGUCACUGGGAAAGUUAUGCUGUUACUGUUCAGGAAUCUUAUGCGCACCCCUUUGACCAAGUCUACUAUACCAGAUGUACUGACAUCCUGAAUUGGUUUAAAUGUACCAGACACAGAAUCAGCUACAAGACAGCUUAUCGUCGAGGCUUGAGAACCAUGUACAGGAGAAGGUCCCAGUGCUGCCCUGGAUACUAUGAGAAUGGAGAUCUUUGUAUCCCGCUGUGCACAGAAGAAUGUAUGCAUGGGAGAUGCGUUUCCCCUGACACCUGUCAAUGUGAACCUGGAUGGGGAGGAACAGACUGUUCGAGUGGCUGCGACAGUGAUCACUGGGGCCCACAUUGCAGCAACCGAUGCCAGUGUCAAAACGGAGCUCUGUGUAACCCUAUCACCGGGGCCUGUGUGUGUGCCGAUGGAUAUAAGGGUUGGCGGUGUGAAGAGCCCUGUGAUCACGGGUCUUACGGCAAAAUGUGCCAAUAUGUCUGUCAGUGCCAAAAUGAGGCCAUCUGUGACCACGAGACAGGAGAGUGCCACUGUUCCCCGGGUUACACCGGUGCCUUCUGUGAAGAACUCUGUCCGGCCGGCAGUCAUGGAGCCCAGUGUGAGCUAAGGUGCCCGUGCCAAAACAGGGGCAUUUGCCACCACAUCUCGGGAGAAUGCUCUUGUCCAGCAGGGUGGAUGGGAUCAGUGUGCGCACAGCCAUGCCCUCUUGGAAAAUUUGGUAUUAACUGUACCAAAAACUGCCCGUGCCAUAAUGGAGGACAGUGUGAUCACGUUACCGGUGUAUGCCAUUGUACAGCUGGAUAUACAGGUGACAGGUGUCAGGAAGAAUGUCCAAUUGGCACCUAUGGUUUGCGAUGUGUCCAAAAAUGUGACUGCCUGAACGGAGCAAAAUGCUACCACAUUAAUGGAGCAUGUCUUUGUGAGCCAGGGUUUAAAGGAAAUCGCUGCCAAAACAGAAUGUGUCCAGAUGGGUUAUAUGGACCUAAUUGCAAUAAGCCGUGUCCUUGCAAUGAUAAAAAUACGCAAAGCUGCCAUCCGUUGUCUGGCGAAUGCACGUGUGCCAGUGGCUGGACUGGACUGUAUUGCAAUGAGACGUGUUCACCUGGUUUUUAUGGAGAGGGCUGUCAGCAAAUCUGUUCCUGUCAGAAUGGGGCGGAUUGUGGCAGUGUCACUGGGAAAUGCGUUUGUGCCCCAGGAUUUAAGGGUGAUGACUGCUCUCUCUCAUGCCAGCCCGGCAAAUAUGGGACCAAUUGUUCAUCUACGUGCAGUUGCAAGCAUUAUACUGCGUGUUCCUCCAUUGAUGGCUCUUGUAUAUGCAAAGAAGGUUGGCAAGGAGUACAUUGCUCUAUUCCCUGUUCCAGUGGCACUUGGGGACUUUAUUGCAACAGCACUUGCAAAUGUGCCAAUGGGGCAUUUUGUAAUCCAGUGGACGGUACCUGCACAUGUUCGCCUGGAUGGCGUAGAAAACACUGUGACCAUCCAUGUCCAGAUGGAACUUAUAGUCUGGGUUGCAGUGAGCGCUGCGACUGCAGCCACGCAGACGGCUGUGACCCCAUCACUGGAUACUGUCGCUGUCUAGCAGGGUGGACUGGUAUUCACUGUGACAGUGUGUGUAUCCAAGGCCGCUGGGGUCAAAACUGCUCCAUUUCGUGUAACUGUGACAAUGGGGGCUCCUGUUCACCUGAGGAUGGAACCUGCGAAUGUGCGCCUGGAUACCGGGGAGCUACCUGCCAAAGAAUCUGUUCUCCUGGAUUUUAUGGCCAUCACUGCAGCCAAGCGUGUCCCCAGUGUGUGCACAGUAAUGGUCCUUGCCAUCAUGUCACAGGCUACUGUGAAUGUCUGCCAGGCUUCAUCGGAUCCCUUUGUAAUCAAGUAUGUGCGAGUGGAAGGUUUGGCAAGCAAUGUACUGGAACCUGUGUGUGUUCAAACAAUGGCACGUGUAAUCCUAUCGAUGGCACCUGUCAGUGUUACCCAGGCUGGAUUGGAAAGGACUGUUCACAAUCUUGCUCCUCUGGUUACUGGGGCCCGAACUGCAUUCACACGUGUAACUGCCACAAUGGAGCUCUGUGUAGUGCUUACGAUGGAGAGUGCCGAUGUACACAGGGCUGGACAGGCUUGUACUGCACCCAGAGAUGUCCAAUGGGUUUCUUUGGAAAAGACUGCACAAAACUCUGCAAGUGUCAAAAUGGUGCGGACUGUGAUCAUAUCACAGGAGAGUGUACAUGCCGAACUGGCUUCACAGGAAAACACUGUGAGCAGAAGUGCCCACCUGGUACAUUUGGUUAUGGCUGCCAGCAUCUAUGUGAGUGCAUGAAUAACGCUACCUGUGAUCACGUCACUGGGACUUGCUACUGCUCCCCUGGAUUCAAAGGCAUCAGAUGUGACCAGGCGGCCCUGAUAAUGGAUGAAUUGAACCCCUACACGAAAAUCAGCCCAGCGCUUGCAUCUGACAGACACUCAGUUGGAGCAAUCACUGGAAUCGUUAUCCUUCUCUUGAUAAUAGUCGUGUUGCUGGUUCUGUUCGUCUGGUACAAAUGGAAUCAGAAAGAGAAAGGCCACGACAUGCCUAGCGUAUCCUACACCCCCGCUAUGCGGAUGACUAAUACAGACCAUUCCCUCUCUGAUCCAACGCAAAGUAGCAGCACUCUUCACUGUUUUUCCAACCCUAGUUAUCACACAUUGUCACGGUGUGGGAAACUCUCUCGUUUCAUCAAUAACCCAACUGGAAACAAUUACAUUAAGAAAAAAAGCCAGCUUUUCUCAAGUAUCAAGAAUAUAGAUCGAGCUGGGCAAGGAGGUUGUGGACAGGAAUUCACUGGAACACUGCAUCCUGAAUGGAGGCACUACAGUAACUUGAAUGAUUUAGAUUAUGUGAAAGGCUCAGCUUGCAGCUCCAGCACCUGCUCAUUAAACAGCAGCGAGAACCCUUACGCUACCAUUAAAGACCCUCCAGCCCUCACGUGCAAGCACUCCGAAAGCAGCUACGUGGAGAUGAAGUCUCCUGCUCACAGGGACCCGCCUUACACUGAGAUCGAGACGUCCUCCUCUGCUAACAAAAACGUCUAUGAUGUUGAACCAACAGUCAGUGUUGUCCAAGGAUGUGACGUAAUCAGCCCCAACUGCAGUCAAAACCCAUACGACCUUCCUCGGAACAGUCACAUCCCCAGUCACUAUGAUUUGCUCCCCGUGCGUCACAGCCCAACACAUGUGACCCCUGAGGACAAACAGCACGAAAAGCAAUCAAAAGCAUGACUUUGGUCGAGUCACCUAUUGCUAUGCACUCUGUCUGUUGCUUCCAAGAAAUAGCGGCAGAGAAGACAAUCCUUUUUGCCCUGAAAUAUGCUGAAACUCAAGUUAACGUGGACAAUGAAUACAAAAUAUCCCCUUUCCCACCUGACUUUUCACUACUGCAUGGUAAUUAAAAUGGAAAAGUACUGUACUUUCAUAUGACUGUAAUGCAGUCAAAGCAAGGAACCUCAAUCUUGGAACCUCAAGACUUGGAAAUGUACAUUUUUGUUGAAAAAAAGGAAUUUCGUCUGCACUACCUAAUUCAACCGUUGUAAGGUUAAACCAGCAUCUGUAAUUAUUCAACUCAACAGCAACAAACUGUGAUGCCAGGGGAGACCAUUGAAUCAAACAGCUGGGGGCAUAGGGGAAAGCAUACAAGAAAAUCUGGAAACAUUUUCAUUCUUAUUCUACAUUGCCACUUCUUGCUGGUGAUCAUUGAGACACAGAGUUUAAAUGGCUUGGUAAUAUAUAGCUGUUUAAAUCACCAACCUAGUAAGCAUUUUAAAUUCAACUCAUAGUAUUUAGUAAAUUUAUAGGGUGUUCCCUGUAGGACUUUACAUUGCAGCAUGAAGCAUUGUUGAUAAAAAAAAUAAGUAACUAGGAUAUUGACAAAAUAAUGAGUUUGUGGUUCCAUCCAAUGUGAGGACCCAUAUCAUCUUGACAAUGUAUUAAGUAUCACAAAUUGUUCCUGACCUGAAUUUGUAUGCGUCAGUGACACAAUUAUCUUCUAGGGUAAGUGAGCAUGUCCAAAGCUGAACAAAGUUUGAGGCAAAAGUACAGUAGAUGGGGUGGCUGAGUGUUUAGUUGGGAUGCUGUGAGAUAUCAGACUCAAUUAGAGAUCCAAACGUAAAUCCCAGUCUCGAUUGUCAUUUGCACUUGUAUCACCCGCCUCGGAGAGGGAGCUUUGGCAGUCUCUGGUGGAGGUAAGUAUAUAAAGCUAUGAGGGAACCAUACAAAGCCCGCUUCCUCGGACACUAACAAGGGAACCGGACUGAUGGUGACUGCAGUAUCGUGCUGGUGGAGGCUGCACAACCUGGUGAUGGGAGUGAAUUACAUAGGUUCCGAUAGCAUAAAAUGUUCUGCAUUCUUGAAACUCACACCUGUUUUAUUCUUUAUAGGAUAAAAUGUGUAGUUUGUUUUCUUACUCUAGUUUAUAUUUGUGACUUUUUGUUGGAUAGGAGAGCAGAGAGCCUGCGAUUUGAAUUGCUUUGAAGGGUUGAUUUCACUUAAAACUGCGGGAAAUUGUAUUAUGUAUCCACUUAUAAAUGUUUUCCUUAUAA